Molecule: messenger RNA, 1927 nt
Organism: Pomacea canaliculata
Lineage: Eukaryota; Metazoa; Mollusca; Gastropoda; Architaenioglossa; Ampullariidae
Product: homeobox protein Hox-A2-like
Exons: 3
Coding region: 1131-1895 (254 amino acids)
Biological process (GO): regulation of DNA-templated transcription
Molecular function (GO): DNA binding; DNA-binding transcription factor activity, RNA polymerase II-specific
Source: RefSeq, a predicted model, not a curated record
UCCAGCGCCCACCGGCCCAGCCCUCGCGUCUCACAUCCGUCUGUUCUCACACUCCCCCCCAACCCCACCUGACCCCUCCCUCCACAGCUUCCACCGCACGACGUUGCGAGCUCCGCCCCCUUUCUCCACACGGCGCACGGCCACGUUGUGACGGCAGGUGUUGAUUGGUCGCCGCGGGUCACGUGGCGCGGGAGGGCGCUGCAUGGCGGACUGGGAGGCCGGGAGACGGGUAGUGGCGGCGCGGGGUGGCUGUGGAGUGACAGGAUCGUAACCAAACAUGACGAGGCGCGGACAGCGCACCCGCACGACAGCAUCCGUGGCACGGCGAGACGCACGCGCACGCUCCCUCGCGCCGCUUGUGAAUGAACGGUGUGGCAGACAUCUGUCAGUCAGUUGAUGGCCUGCCACUGGGCCCAGGCCGGGUUGCCAGAGGUUAGCGGUGCUACUGGCCUCUCCACAGGGUGAGGAGGUGACACAGGCGCGGGUACUGACCACCAGUUGGCCGCAGAUCCCACCCGGAGGUGCGCAUCAUGACAUUACCUGCCAUCACCUUCACUCCCCGGGCCGUGCUGCUGACCACGGUGCUUGUUCACACGGAGUGAACUUGUUCCGCCUGGUUAAUCCCGGAGUAACAACAAGUCUGUCGGCAGCGAGCCUGUGAUACACGACACGUCACACCUGUUAUUUUCUGCUACACCACCCGCCACACCUGCUACUUCGUCACCGGCAGUUGUCCGGGUACUGCAGGAUCGCUUCCAGACGAACCACAAAACUUUCCAGCAAACAAUUUGUGAUGGAUGACUUUCCGACUGUCCCCUGUGUGAACACUUUCUCCCAGCCGUGCUCACAGAUGAUCGCUUGAAGACUAGUGACAGUGAGCAAGAUAAACAGGAAAUGGAUUGAGAGUGACCAGUGCUGCCGCUUGACCCACCUCAUCAAUUCCACGGCAAGUGCGUCCCUUCACCUCCACCGCGACCCCCAGCCCUUCAGGCAAGGGAGGCAAAGAGGGGAGGGAACAAGCCGGGGUUUCCGGACACAUCAGAUGACAUCUCAACCACCUCUGCCACCUCUACAACCUCGACAACUACACCAGGUCCGCAUGUUGUGUGUGUGCACUGUCUGACAUCGCCAUGUACAUGUUCAUGGAUCCAGGUGGAAUAGCCGGCGGGGCUGGCGGGGCGGAUGCCGGGGGAGGAGGAGGGUAUCUGAGUGGAGGAGUGUCGAUGAUGACCGAAGGGUACAAGUCGCCAUCCGUCAUGCAGGGCAUGACGUCACCUGGGCCAGGCGGCCCACGAGGGCCCGUGUUCCAACGCUACGUCAUCCCGCCCUCUGACCCCAUGUGUUUACCCGCGAGUUCUGCUGGCAACGACCUCAGUCCUGCAGGAUGCAAGACGGUGCCAGAGUUCCCGUGGAUGAAGGACAAGAAAGCUUCUCGAAAGGACCAGGCGGGGCUGGGACCUGCCAACCACGCCAUGUUCGGUCCUCCUGACGGCAGUUCCAGCCCCGUUCUGGGGACGGGCGCGGGGCCAGCGGUCUCCCCCAUGAAUGCAGUUCCUGGUGCCACCGGGACUACGGGAACCGGAAGUGCCAGCAGCCGGCGCCUGCGCACAGCCUACACCAACACCCAGCUGCUGGAGCUGGAGAAGGAGUUCCACUUCAACAAGUACUUGUGUCGCCCUCGCCGCAUCGAGAUCGCCGCGUCACUUGACCUCACCGAGAGACAGGUCAAGGUCUGGUUCCAGAACCGCCGCAUGAAGUACAAGCGGCAGACGCAGUCCGGGAGACACGGCAAGCUGGCCAAGGACGAGCAGGCGUUGCUAGACGACGGCGACGAGAACGAGACUGGCGAAGACGAGGCGAUGAGCCCGGCUGGAAAGGGAGGGGACGGAGGGUGAAGACGAAAGUGAAGGACGAGCAAGACAACGAG